GGACGUAACGGUCGCCAGUUCGAAUCUGUUUGUAUACACGAAUGGCGCAAGUUACUGCCGGAAUUUAGUUUAGUUGUUUCGUGUUUGUGUAAAAAAGAAACCGAAUCAUGGAGUCGUCCAAAGAACCGAUAAGCGUACGCGUAGCCCGCAUAAACUCCAACGUGAUCGGCAAAACCAAGCACAAGAACAAAAUCCUUAACCGUGAAGCACUUUUGGACGCCUUGCAGGCGUUGUACGACGAAUGUUCCAUAGAAAAUCUGCAGAAAUACGACGCGAACAUAGCGAAAUUCGUGCAACAGAACAAACAGUACAUGAAAGAGAUAAAAUCGUUGCGCGUGAAUAUAACGGACUUCGAAAUAAAAUGCGCCAUAGGCCGCGGACACUUUGGCGAAGUGCACCUGGUUAAGGAGAAACAGACCGGCGAUAUUUACGCGAUGAAAAGCAUGAAGAAGAGCGAAAAAAGCACGUCGUUCGAAGAGGAACGUCACAUCAUGGCAUUCGGCAGUUCUCAGUGGCUGACUAGUUUACAAUACGCCUUCCAGGAUUCCACACAGUUAUUUUUCGUAAUGGAGUACCAUGCGGGGGGUGACUUGUUGGGGCUGUUGUACAGACAGGGCGGCACCCUACCUGAAUCGGCCUCUACAUUUUAUGUGGCUGAAGUAUUUUUGGCUCUAGUAGACUUGCAUGCCAUGGGUUUUGUGCAUAGGGACAUUAAACCAGACAACAUACUUCUAGAUCGCUGUGGGCACAUUAAAUUAGCAGAUUUUGGAUCUGCAGCCAGGUUGAAUGAUAAAGGGAUGGUUACAGAGGGCCCUCCAGUUGGAACACCUGAUUAUAUUGCACCUGAAGUGUUACGAUCAUUUGAGAAUGAUAAGAAUGCCAAAAAUGCUGGUUAUGGGGUGUGUUGUGACUUUUGGUCGCUGGGCGUCUUAGCCUAUGAACUAACGAUAGGUAACACCCCAUUCACAGGCCAAAACACCACCUCCAUUUAUAACAAAAUCAUGAACCACUCGAACCACCUGAAGUUCCCCCCUGAUGUAGCCUUAACUCAAGCCUACACCAACUUCAUAAAAGGACUGGUGACCGACCAGAAGUCCCGCUUGAACCAGGAACAAAUCAAAACGCAUCCGGUGUUCAGGAACACGAAGUUCGACCGGUUGAUCGGCGAGGUUCCGCCGUACGUGCCGAAAAUCACCUCUCCCGAAGACACCAGCAAUUUCACGGACGUGGUGGGCAAAAAGAAGGGACCCAGUGUCGAGAAUUUCAAGAGGAAAACGCAAUUUUCCGGGAGGAAUUUGCCGUUUGUCGGCUUCACGUUCACGCACGAUCCGCCCGACUUCGUCGACCCGUACGAGAAAAUGGUGAUCAAGAAUGAGGCGGUGCAAAAUCUGCGCAGCGAGGUGGUGCAUUUACAGAAGAAACUUAUAGAGAAGGAGGAGAACAUCACGGAGAAGAACUCGGUAGAAAAGAAGCUGGAGGAGAAGACCAGGAAGCUCGAGAGUUUGGAGUGUUUAAGGAACAAAUUGGAGCGGGAUGUUGCCAAUAAUAUUGCCGAGUGUACAGCUUUGAAGAGGACGUUGGAGUUGGAACGAAAAGACCGCAUCAAACUGGAACGCAAGGCUCUAGACUUAAUAAAAGCAGCCAAAGCCAAAUGGGAGACGUCUGAGAAAUCUAAAACUGAAGCCUUGUCGUUAGAACUGCAACAACAGAAGGAAAAAAUCAAUGAAUUAACCACCACCAACAAAAUGCUGAAUGAACAACUCAAACGUGCCCUCCAAACUGAAGUUAAACACAAAGAAAGUCUGGAAACUGUACAGAAUUUAAGCAGGAGAAGCGUCGUCGGGCUGGAAUCCCGUCUGGAAAAAAUCACCAACGAUUCCCAGAACGUUAUCCACGAGCUGCAGACAAAACUCAGCGUGCAGGAGCACGAAAAGGGCCAGCUGAGGAACGAAGUGUCGCAGCUGACGGAUAAAUGUCAUGACACUGAGAAGAAAUUGAGGAAGAAGCAACAUGAUUAUGAUAUGAUGGUGGAUAAGAUGACUGAGGCAGAAGAGACCAUGAACAAGCUAACAGAAAAAUUGCAACAACUUGAAAGUUUGGUGAAUACCAUGGACGAAUAUAAGGAACAAAUUGACGAUCUGAAGCAACAAGUGGAUGAUCGCAACAAAAAGAUUAAAGAUUUAGAAAACAACGUGUAUAAAAUUGAACAAAAGACUAUAGAAAACAACAAACAGGAAAUCGAGGAAGUUAUGAAUUCUUACAAGAAGAAAAUACGUACCGUGGAAAGCCAGCUAGAAGAUGAGAGGGAGAAAAUUACAAGUUUAAAUAAGAAACUGCGUGAGAUUGAAAGUCGACUAAUGGAAGAACAGGAGAAGAACAUGUCUCUCAAAAAACAACUCAAAGAAUCUGAAAAUACUGUUACAGAGAGUCAAGAGUUGAAGGAACUGAGAACAAAAUUCUGGAGAGUAGAAAAAGAAUUAAGCAACUUUAAAAUCGACAAGAGAAUAUUAGAAAGGGAACUGAAGGAAGCCUUAUCGGAAAUAACUCAACACAAAGAGAAGGAGAAGCAACUGAAUGAAACCAUAAACAAUAAUAAAAAAGCAAAAGAUGCAGCUUUAUACGAACUAAGCUCGAUUAACGAAUCACUAACGUUGGACUUGAUGAAAACCAAGGACAGUCUAAAGAGUUUAUUGGAGAGGCUGAACAAUGAACGUAAAAAGUCCGAUGAUGAGGAAACUAUCAUUUCAGAGCUGAAAAAGAUAGUGGUGCUCAAAAACGAGAAGGUUGAAGCUUUGGAAAAACAACUGGAGGUUGCAAACGUUGAAAAAAUUAAUUUGGAGGGUCACUUGAAGAAGAACGAAAACGAGAAACAAAGAUUAUUAAACCUGAUUGACGAUCUGAGGAAGGAGAAGUCUGAAAUCAAUAAUCGUUGGGAAAUGGCCAGACGAGAAGUCGCCAACACCAACCUGAAUCUUGAAGCUUUGAGGGAGGCCUGCACUUUACUCGAAAACCAGGUCAUCGAAUACGAAAAAAUAACGGCGGCCUUCCACAAGAAGGAGACGGAAUUGAAUUCGAACACGGAGAAGCUGAUAAAAGACCUAUGUGCUGCCAAAACAGAAAUUCGUGACGCCAGGAAGCUGGCCAACGAAGAGAAGUCGCUGAAGCUGUUGGCUGAGACGAACGUGAAACGUUGCAAAGAGGACGUGGAGUGUCUGCAGAACGAGUGCAAGAGCUACAAGGACCAGUGCGUCGAAUACAAGCAGUAUUCCAGCAAGUUGGCCGAAGAACUCACGGUGCUGGAGGAGAAAAUUACCGAUUUGGAGGCGACCAUUAAAAAUCAAGAACGACACAAGAAAGAUCUGACAACUGAAAACAUAAUGCUAAAGGAAGAACUUGCUGAGCAUCUAACAAACAUUAACACGCUCAAAGAGCACAACUACAAAGUCAAUCAUCAGCUGCGAGACAUGCACGAAAGUAGAAACGUCCUGGCCCAACAGUUGCAAGAGUUCGAACGAUUGUAUAACGAAAAAAUGAAUUACUACAAAGAACGUGAAUUGAAAUCUGAAUCUACUAUCAAUCAACAAAUUAAAUUGAUUGACUUUUUACAAACAAAAGUCGACGAACACUCACAAAAGAAACGUACGAUUUCAGACCGUUUGUUUGGAAUUUCGAAAAAGGAGAACGUACCACCACCCACCAUGGCCAUGAACUACAAAGACCUGGAGCAACAACUAGCUAAAGAACGUCAACAGACCAAACUACUGAGAGAGGAGGUGCAUAAAUUAAAAUCCAACCCCAAGGAGCAACAAAUAGUGGCGGCGAUGAGCCAGAUCGUCAAUUCACCGAGUAAACAGAAAGGCGAGUUACUGCGUCAGAAUUCUGCUAAGAAGCGGAUGCACCACAACAUCCCGCAUCGUUUUGAGACCAAGCUGUGCACCAAACAGGUGCAGUGCUACCAGUGCUCCAACAUGGUUUUACUGGGGAGGAACUAUAGCGUUUGUCAGGAGUGUGCUGUACAGGUGCACAGCAAUUGUGCCAUGCAAGUGCCCAGAACCUGCGGUUUGCCCAAAGGUUUCGCCGAUCAUUUCAGGGACAGUUUAACCCAGUUGGAAAAGAAGGAGGAGCUGAAGUUUGAGGGGGACGUGUGUGUCGAGGGCUGGAUCAAAAUUCCAAACAAGAUGAACGCUUGGGAUAAAUGUUAUGCGAGGAUGUCCGAAGAGUACUUGGAGGUGUACACGGGAUUGCCCGAGGACAAAUCGUCCCAAGUUUUAGAUAUCUUCGAGCUGAAACCCAAAAACUCAACUGGCAAGGUCAUUUUGGAACCUGUUGCUAGUGAAAUUGGCGUUCCUGUGGCUAGCAGCGAUUUACCUUUUAUUAUCAAAUUGGAAAUACAUCCUGAAACAACUUGCUGGCCUGUAAAAUGUUUCGUAUUGAUGACUUUGUCUGCACAGGACAAAGAUCGUUGGUACCAAGCACUUCAAAACAUUUUCGAAGGUGAUUUACUAAAGGAAAAGGCGGCAACAAUAUUCACCCUUCCAGAAGACUUAAAAGUAAACUGCCUUGUUGAACUUUCAGAAAGCAUUAAACUUUUAGGCACAGAUAAAGGUUUAUAUUCGUUGUAUGAGGACAACUUUUUACACAUUGAGGGUCCAACAACUGUACAACAAAUAUCCAUAUUACAACACUCGCAUAUUGUGGCAAUGAUUAUUGACCACAAAAGCAUAUUAAUUAGUUGCGAACUGAACCAUUUAAUUAACUUAACUCAAUGUGCGGCUUGUACUAAACCCACUCUUAAGUUUAAGCAUGUCCCCAUCAAUAACUUAACAGGUUUCCACCUGUUGCAAGCCUCCAGACACGCGAAGCAACAAAAAAUAUGCGCCGCCACCUCCAAGCAACUUGUAAUUUUCGCCUACGACGAUGAACAGGGUGACUUCAUCCCCGAACGUAUUCUAGAUACCGCCGAACCGACUGGUUGCGUCCUGUUCACCGAAAAUAGCGUAAUAGUAGGGGCAGACAAAUAUUUCGAAAUUGAUUUAAGUACUUACGAAGCUGAGGAGUUUCUAGACCUGUCCGAUUCUAGAUUGAAGCAAGCUUCAGUUUGUCACAGAAUGGGUUCGUUCCCCCUCGCCAUUAUCGAAGUCUCGCACAAUCCUAGAGAGUACUUGUUGUGUUUCAAUGAGUUUUCGGUAUUCGUGGACGAAUACGGACGCUCAUCACGUCCCAGCAGCAUUAAACCAUCCCAUUUACCUCUUGCCUUCCAUUACACCAAACCCUACCUGUUCAUCGUCCAGUUCUGCGCCGUCGAACUGCUAAAUUUGCAAGAAGACGCCAAUUCCAGCACCGAUUCCACGAUCAAACCUUCGAUAAGGGUGGACCUGGGACAGAUUUCCUAUUUGGGACCCAGCAAACGGGGUGUUUUCUUCACCCAGGGCACCAACUUGAAGUAUUUGGACGUGAAAAUGGUGCCGCAGGCAGAUGAAUCUUUGCUGACUGAAAGCGACGUCAAGGACAACGAUUCGGUGUUCAGCUUUACCAGCUCGAUGGUCCAGAGUCUGGAUGGGAAUUUGAGUGAUGAUAACGUCGAAUUUGAUCGUGUCAAAAAGGUUACUUUUUCGCAAACUGAUUUAUGAACGGAAUUUUAACUGGUCUUGCCUUUUUCACAAUUAUUUAUUAAUUUUUUAUUGUUUUUUGUACUGCUUAGAUUUUAAGAUACUAAUUAGUUAACUGUGUGUAUAUAUUUUAUAAAUGUAUUAUUAUAAGUUACAAUAAAAGCCGCGACUUUGUA
Molecule: messenger RNA, 5785 nt
Organism: Aethina tumida (small hive beetle)
Lineage: Eukaryota; Metazoa; Arthropoda; Insecta; Coleoptera; Nitidulidae
Gene: sti
Product: citron rho-interacting kinase
Exons: 8
Coding region: 108-5630 (1840 amino acids)
Biological process (GO): actomyosin structure organization; peptidyl-threonine phosphorylation
Cellular component (GO): actin cytoskeleton; cytoplasm
Molecular function (GO): ATP binding; protein serine/threonine kinase activity
Source: RefSeq, a predicted model, not a curated record